Molecule: messenger RNA, 6833 nt
Organism: Chelonia mydas (Green sea turtle)
Lineage: Eukaryota; Metazoa; Chordata; Testudines; Cheloniidae
Gene: ZBTB34
Product: zinc finger and BTB domain containing 34
Exons: 4
Coding region: 656-2155 (499 amino acids)
Biological process (GO): regulation of transcription by RNA polymerase II
Molecular function (GO): protein binding; RNA polymerase II cis-regulatory region sequence-specific DNA binding; DNA-binding transcription factor activity, RNA polymerase II-specific
Source: RefSeq, a predicted model, not a curated record
GUGGGUGCAGUUGGGGUAGGGGGAUCCAGGCUACCCUUCUCCACCAGGUCCCAACCCAGGCCCCAAGGAACCAGUAGUUUUGUGAUUAGUCUUGGUCUCUCGUUGCUAUAGUCCUGAUCCCUGGGUCACUUCCUACCCUGAUUUCCAGUAACCGCAAUCUCACAGCCUCAGCAGUCUCUCCUCCGUCGGUCUCAGCAGUCAGCUCGGUGUUCACCUGGCAGCUUCCUGGUAGGAGCCUGCAAGACACAUCCAGUCUCCUCUGUGGUCAGACCAGACUAACCUGAGCUAUUCCCUUUUACACUCUGGUUCCAGUCUGAGCAUGCCAACCAAGGGCGAGAGGGCAUGGCUUCUUCAGCCCACAGAGUGUGGUUAACCCAUCUGGAACCAAUACAGGAAAACAUUGGAAUCAACACAGUGACCCUUUUCAGACUGGUUGUUUAAUGAUUGGAAGUAUAGGCCAACAUAGAAAAACUGCAAAUAAACAGAUGUUGCUUGCCCUGCUGUCUUGAUUUAGAGAAGUGCUGGCACCCGUGAAGAUGAUUGUGUAGCAGGGUUAAGUGGAGGAUGGCACCUAGACAUAGCAGAGAAAUCCUGUGUUGCUUCUAGCAGGUUUUACUUUGCUGUCUACUCCUGAUUACGUUCUACAUCAGUAGAAAUGGACAGCAGCAGUUUCAUUCAGUUUGAUGUGCCCGAGUACAGCAACACUGUUCUGAGCCAAUUAAAUGAGCUUCGUCUGCAAGGGAAGCUAUGUGAUAUAAUUGUGCAUAUUCAGGGUCAGCCAUUUAGAGCCCAUAAAGCUGUUCUAGCUGCCAGUUCUCCAUAUUUCCGUGAUCAUUCAGCAUUAAGCACCAUGAGUGGCUUAUCAAUAUCCGUUAUUAAAAACCCUAAUGUCUUUGAACAGUUACUUUCAUUUUGUUACACUGGAAGGAUGUCCUUGCAGCUGAAGGAUGUUGUUAGUUUUCUAACUGCAGCUAGCUUUCUACAGAUGCAAUGCGUCAUUGACAAGUGCACACAGAUAUUGGAGAGUAUCCAUUCAAAGAUCAGUGUUGGUGAUGUUGACUCUGUCACUGUUGGUGCUGAAGAGACUCAAGAAAGCCACAAUGGAGUAAAAGAUAGCAGCUACUUUGCCAAUCCUGUUGAAAUAUCUCCUCCUUAUUGCUCUCAGGUGCCACAACCAACAGCGGGUAGUGAUCUAAGGAUGGAAACUACUACAGGGAAGACUUUACGCAGUCGUCUGCACGAAGAAGGGCACUCAGAUCGAGGAAGCAGUGGAAGUGUCUCUGAAUAUGAAAUUCAGAUUGAAGGUGAUCAUGAGCAAGGGGACCUGAUAGUAAGGGAGAGCCAGAUUGCAGAGGUGAAGGUUAAAAUGGAAAAAUCUGACCGGCCAAGUUGUUCUGAUAGCUCCUCACUUGGCGAUGAUGGAUACCAUACUGAGAUGGUUGAUGGAGAGCAAGUGGUUGCAGUAAAUGUAGGCUCCUAUGGAUCUGUAUUACAACAUGUUUAUUCAUUUUCCCAUGCCUCAUCCCAGGCUACUAGCAUGUCAGAAACCUUUGGAAGCCUGAGCAAUUCAAGUCCUUCAAGGUCCAUGCUGAGUUGUUUCAGAGGAGGUCGUGCACGCCAAAAACGGGUAUCCGCUGGUCACUUACAUAGUGAUAUUCAGGGCUUAAUGCAAGGGGCUGAUGGUGAAACCAUAGUGAGUAACCCAGGAUAUGAAAGCAGUCCACGGGAAAGAAAUGCAAGAGGUCACUGGUAUCCAUACAAUGAGAGGUUAAUUUGUAUUUACUGUGGAAAGUCUUUCAACCAGAAAGGGAGCCUUGAUCGACACAUGCGAUUACACAUGGGAAUUACCCCUUUUGUGUGCAAGUUUUGUGGGAAGAAAUACACACGCAAGGACCAACUUGAGUAUCAUAUUCGUGGCCACACGGAUGAUAAACCCUUCCGCUGUGAGAUCUGUGGGAAAUGUUUUCCUUUCCAAGGGACGCUAAAUCAGCAUUUAAGAAAAAAUCACCCUGGGGUAGCAGAAGUAAGAAACAGGAUAGAAUCUCCAGAAAGAACAGAAGCAUUUCUUGAACAGAAAAUAGAUAAUGACACUUCAGCCUCUGAAGCUAUGGAUUCUAGUAUGGAAAUUCACACAGUGUCUAACACACCUGAUUAAAAUACUAAGUUCUAAGUGCAACCCAAACAGAGCACAUUAAUCAAUGCAUUUUUAAAAUUUUUGCUUCUUUAAUAGCCUUCAGUACAGGUAUAUCAGUCUUUUAAUUUUCCUGACCUUUUGGAAAUCUGGUCAAAAUGGUUUCUGAAGGAAGCUAUGUGAUUGUCCAUUGUUUCAAAGGAAGCUAGGUAUUUUUCACUCUUGAAGAUGCUUAAAGUAUAAAGGAUAGAGUAUUCUGGGUGUCCAGAGGGGGAAGUAGGCUAAAAUUGUUCUUUACUGGCUGAUCUGGCAAGACACAAAUUCCAUCAGGGAAGGAUAUUCAAAUAAGACUAGCAGCCCUGCUGGAUACAGUAAGAGGGUAUAUUCUCCAUCAUUGUGCUUCCUAACUUCCAUUCCCAAUAAUGGGGGUUAUGCAGCACUAUGGGGAAAGACUGUUUUCUCAUCAGUCCCCUCCAGGACUUAUCUGUAUAACAAACACUUUCACUUUUCCUAUUCUGGUUGGGGUGAAUGUAAGAGUAUGUCAAAGUUAAUAUAAUGUACAAGGCUUUCAACUCUUAAGUCUCAUCUCUACCUAGGACUUAGGACUUCGCUGGGAUAUUUUUUUCUUUUUUAGAAGAAAGUUACUUGGUUUUCAUUUUAUUAAAAUAUUACUUUGUGUCCAAAAAUGAGCAAAGUGAAUAACCUUGUUUAAGUAUCCUUGCUUUAUAGCAGAUAUGUAAACCAAAUGCCAUAAAUCUAUUAAAUUAUGGUUGAAUCGUUUGGGUUUUUGUUAGUUGUCUAGAGUACAAGCUGGACAACCUGUGGUGCUGACCUUUUUUAUAGAACUUGUAUUGUUAUACUAGCAAACCCAAGAGUAGCAUUGUGGUUUUAAAUGUGUUUUUACUGGCCUCAGAAUCUACCUUCAUUUUGUACUGUAGAAACAUACCAGGUAACUAAAUCUAACUUGAUCAUUCUAAAUGGUUGGCUAAUGCUAGCUGGAAAGGGAUGUUGUAGUUUAAACUACAGUACUUCCAAGCAGUAUUUUAUCUUGUUCCCAGAGAGCUGUUUCAGGUGCACAGUAACUUCCUACUUACAGUUCCAAGUGACGUCUCAGCCCUUGGAAUUUGUACUUUUUUUUUUUUGUAAAAAUAUUAUAUGGGAAUUGCGAGCAAUAUGUCUGUUAUUAUAUAUGUGAGUAUUACAGAGUCACUAUGGCUUCUCCAUUAUUUCAACAGUUAAUGUUUUCUUCAUAAAGAGACCACCAAUAACAAAAACUUUAAGAAUACUCUAAAUCGUUUUGUAUUACCAAAUGUGUUUGUUUUUUGUUUUUUGGUUCUUAUGUGGUGCUAUGUUUACCUUUAUCAACUUAGGUCAGUAUAGUAUAGUAAAUGUGAAACCUAAUGGUAACAGUGAAACAAAAGCAAAAUCUGUUCAAUGAGAUGAUAGCUUCAAAGAGACCUUAAAAACAUGGCUGGCAAACAUUACUGUAUAAAAUUCUACUUGAUUGGCAGAAUUAAGGAAGUACAAUUCUGUUAAUCAUGUUUUUAAAAAUACAAAAGAAUGAAGCUUUAUGUAGAUUUGGGCGUAUAUUUUUUAUUCAGAUUCAUUUUGCAAUGAUUGCUAAUGUUCUUGUGAUUAUGUUAUUAAACUUUUAAAAUUAAAAAAAUGCUCAUUUUUAGGUUACAGGAAAGCAAAAAAGGUAAGUUUGCUGGCUUGUAAUGCUUUUUGGGCUCCUAUAACUCAAAUAACUUUGUGUGGGAUUUUUAAAUAUUUUUCAGGCCCUUAGUCCAUGAGUCCGAGGUAUAUUUGUGCAGUAACUUUUAAAAUACACUAUCUCUUAAUAUUGUGUCAGUACGCAAUAAGGAUUAAUGUUACUAAAUACAGCCGUACACUAUAAACCCCAGCUGCUCCAUAGGAGCAGUUUUAGUUAAAUCGGGUACAUAAUCUGCCUUUUCCUCCUAAAACUGCCUAAAUAAGGGAUUUGUUCCUCCCUGAAGCAACAGAAGAACUCCUGUUUCCAUUAAUGGAAAACGGUUGUGUGCAUCAAGGAGAGGCUAGAUUGCUACAUGUUUACCAUUUAAACACGUGUUGGUGUUUCAGAUAAUAAAUGUUUUUUUCUUACAUAAAUGUUUUUUUUUUUAAGUAAAUGCAAACAAUUGUGUUUUGAUAAAAUUAAGUUUGAGACACCUAGAAAAGCCAAGAAAUGUAGAGUUAAGCUUGAUCCUUUAUCUUAAACUUGUAUUGUGGUGCCUUUGGGUUGGCUUAUUUCCAUAGUAGUGUGAGUUGAGGGGAGUAGGGAAAGGGCUGUUAACUUUGUAUUUCUUGACCUUUGUCAUUGUGUCACAGUCUUAACAUUAUUUAAAUAUAGUUCUUUGUAUCUAUACAUUUAUUCAACUGGUUUGAUUUUACCAAAGAGUGACUUAUCCAAAAUUGUCUCUGACAAAAAUAUACAUCGCUUUGAUUGUACAGGUUCAGGUUCAAAACAUUGCAAUGGGACUGUUAAGGGGCAGGAAAUCAUCACUUUUUCUACAAUAUCAUGAUUCAACAGUUUGCAAGUUCCACUUGCUCCUAUUCAUUUUGGCAUAACAUUUACCCUUUCCACUGCUAGCAGUGUUAAGAAUUAUCAAGCCAUAACACAGUACUGUAAGGUUCAGCAGUGCUUCAAAGGAUGUAUACAUGUAGGCCAGCAUAGAGCAUCUUUGAAUAUUACAUUUAAACUUAUAAAGUGUGUGAAUCUGGUAUAAAAUGAACUUCAGAUCUGGCAGCAGCAAUUAAAUUGUGCCUUGUCACAUGAUGGUUUGCCAGGAUUAACAUUACCAUGAAACAUAAAACAUUAUCCACUUGAAGUUCAUUUUACAAGUUCACCAAGACAAAAUAUGUAGUUAUUUUAAGCAGACUUUGAAAGUACAGAACUUAUUUCUGCGCUAACUUAAAACCGUACAGAACUUACACGUUUCAUUUACAAUAAAUGCAGAAGUCAAUAAAAUAAGUGAUGUGAAGAAAUAUUUGGCAGUAAAAUACAUCAUGAAACCAUAUAAGGCUGGUUCAUAAUUGAGUCUCUUCUUGAUCUACCUUUUGAAUUACAUAGACAAAUGUGAAAACAGUGACAGUGUCCUUUCCUCUAGAUGUUUAACCUAUUAUUACAAACUGUGAAAACAAAGAAUUUUAUACUGUUGCUAGUGAUUGUGGUUUGUUUCAAACAGUUAUUUUAGUUUUCCUAAUCAGUUAUCUUCCAUAUAAUUUCUAUUAAAGUUGUAAAUACAUUUAGAAAAUAGGUUUGUAAAUACCUUAGUGUCUCAGUUUAGCUGUAGUCAACAGAGCCUCAUGAAUGGUUCUGCAUUUUAUUGCAACAUAGCAUAAAGGAUACUGUCUGUUCACUGUUCAUCAGAAUAUACUGUAGGCCUAAAUUUAUAGUUUUUUAAUAUUAUCUUCCCAAGCAUGAGGAAAUGUUUUAUGCUGAAGCCUGCAGUUUAUUUCUAGCCAAAACAGUAAGGCCUGUUAUAACUUUUCUUUGGGUUGAAGUAUGGGAAGAAUAGCAGGAAUACAACCAGGGGCUGGGAAAAGAUUGAGCUUGAAUGAGCUUUACCAUUUUUAAAGUAUCUUAUUCAAAUCUUUUAUUUUAGUUUACUGUGAUUGUUUUUAUUGUCAUUUUCUGAAAGGGUUUCACAUGAAACCAUUGAAAGGGACUCAAAUAUGCAACACCUAAUCUAUUUUCCAAGGGAAAUUUACCCUUGAAUGGUGCUUUUAGACUGGUCAGGGUUAUUUAUUAAAUUUUAUAUUUGAAAGUAUUUGGGAACUGUGUAAAUUCUUUAUAUGAAUCUGUUUAGUUCAUGAAUUGUAAAUUUCAAAUACUCAGUGACUGAACCAGAAGUUCAGUAAAGUCAUUCAAAAUGUUCAAAGUGUAUAACCAUUGUGCAUUUCUUACAUAUCUUUUAACAAGUGCCAGAAUAAUUAUAUUUAAUAUACUUAUAAGCCCAGUGUAUUAUUCACCUAUCCCUACAAUGAAUAUUGACUUAAUUAUGCAAGUUUACAUACAAAUUUUAAGCAGAGUAAGCCUGAGACCAUUCUGUUCCUGUUUGUAUUCAGAGGGUGUGAAGCACUGAUAGCUGAGCAGGCUUGCUUAUAGCUUGUAUAGGCAGCUUACUGCUACAGCAGGUAAAACAAAUUGCUGCCUCCCCAAUUUACGUAUACUAUGAAUUCAACCUCUGGACUCGUAUUGCAAGACUUUGGUUGGAUGUCUGAUUAGAGGUAGAACUCACUACUUCCUUGCACAGUGUUAAUAGUGUUUAUUUCCCUUAACAGAAAAUGGUAUUUUUAAAUAACUUUUAUUAUUUGUAGAGUUGUUUUAUGAUAAAUAUUUGAACAGUUUGAAUGACUUAACUCAGUGUCAUUAUCUUGCAAUAUAAACUGGUAACCUCACAACUCCACACUUCAUCACCAUAUGAAGUAAAUGAAGCUAGCUAAGCUGAUGCUGUAACAACUAAUAACUUGCCAUUAAGGAUUAUUUUAUAGCAUGGAUUUUAAAAUAUUUAUUCAAAUGAUAUUUUACACUUGUAUUCAUUUUGUUUUAGAUUUGUGACAUGUGCUGCUUUAUUUUGUUCUGAAGAAUUUUUGUUUUUUGCUUGUACAUUGCUUUUUUUAUGGUAUAAAUAAUAAGUCAAUGGGAAUUGCUGUUUGUAAAUUAAAAUGCUUCUAGAGCAAA